GCUCCCGUGUGGCAGUGCACCUGCAGACACUGUCGGCAGCAGUGCUCAGCGCUGGUAGGUGACAACACCUUUGAAACAGGCGCCAUGAAGACCACCGGCUGGCUGGUCGUGGGCUGGAUCUUCACCCUUCACACCGUCUGCCCUGGCCGCGCUGGGCAUCAGGGUGGCCAGACAGGUGAGGGCUGUGUCGCAGGUGGGGGAGUGUGUGUGAGGAGCCAGGAUGUCUGCCCCGCCCCUCUCCCCGACAACAAUGACUGUCCCGACGGCGCCACCUGCUGCAUCAGCAAGGAAGCACUCCAGAGGGCCAGACACACAGGCCAGAUGAGUGAAGGAUCCGGAAGAGUGGAGAGCCACGCACUCAACGACCCCCAUAACCAACGCACAACCCUUCAUCCCGACGCUAACACACCCUUGAGAGCGAACGGCAACCAGCGAUCAAAACACCGCGGACUUGCACACAAGGAAACCUUCAAAAAGAAUCCUGAUAGAAGGAAAGAAACAAACAAAUCGAAUAAACAGCGGGCGAAAGAGAAGACGAGACAGCGUAAACAAAAUAGAGAACGAGGGAGAAACAACAGACAUAAAGGAGCGAGAAAGCCUGGGAAGCGAGCAAGACAGAAAGAGAAACAGAAUAAAGAAGAGACGAGACACAGAACACAGAACAAGAGAACAAGAGAACAAGACCAAGACACAGACCAGAGUGGCAAGCGAAGGAGUGAACACCACACAGCCUCACCCCACAACCAAGAACACAACGGUCCACCACAGAAGAAAGAACAUAAAACUCAAGAACAGAAUAUAGAACACAAAGAUCAAACAAAAGAAAAAGAACCCAAAGAAGUAAGCAAUGAACACGGUCAAGAAACAAAUAAUAAAGAAAUUCAGAAGAAAAUAGUAAAGAUAAGAAUUGCUAAAGACAAACAAGAAACAAAGAAUGACAAUCAUCGCUUGAAUCAAAACAAGAAAAACAAGUCAAUGCUCAAGAAAGCGAGCAACACAACUCUCACAAAUAAAGAACAAAGGAACAUUCCGAAGAACAAGGAAACCACAGAACACAAACACAAGGAUAGAACCAAAGCCAAUAACAAUGAACAGCCAAUAAGAACAAAAAUGUGCGAACAAGCGACAGAUCACCGAGGAGUGUUCGAAAAUGAACGUCGUCGAGAACAAGAGAACACAAUAACACGGAACACAAUAACAGACAAGAAUGGACUUCGCAGAUUAGACGGGAAGGUAAAAGUACAUAAGAAUACGCAUCGUAAAGAACAAGAGAAACGGAAGAACAAAGAAAUAUCCAAGAAUGGUCUACGUCAAGAGAAAGAACAAGGUAGACAGAAGAAGAACAAAGAAAUAUCCAAGAAUGGUCUACGUCAAGAGAAAGAACAAGGUAGACAGAAGAAGAACAAAGAAAUAUCCAAGAAUGGUCUACGUCAAGAGAAAGAACAAGGUAGACAGAAGAAGAACAAAGAAAUAUCCAAAAAUGGUCUACGUCAAGAUAAAGAACAAGGUAGACAGAAGAACAAAGAAAUAUCCAAGAAUGGUCUACGCCAAGAUAAAGAACGAGGUAGACAGAAGAAGAACAAAGAAAUAUCCAAGAAUGGAGAACGUCAAGAGAAAGAACAAGGUAGACAGAAGAAGAACAAAGGCAUACCCAAGAAUGGAGAAGGUCAAGAUAAAGAACAAGCCAAGAAGCAGCACAAGACGGAGGCGGGACCAACCAUCCAGAGGGACCUCAAGUCAGCCAAGAAUAAGCAGCUGCUUCAAGCGUGCACCAUUAGGAGAAAAUGCAAGAAUCAAGGCGGUAGCUGCAAGAGUGAGUGUUCAGCCAGUGAGCGCUACGUCAAGAGAGGUUGUCGAGGACCUUCCUGCUGGUGCUGCGCCCCACACAAGUGCAAACUUAAGAAGAAGUGCAGGAAGCACCGCGGCUCGUGCAAGGCGGCCUGUGCUGCCAACGAGCGCCUUAUCACUAAGGGCUGCCGGGGUCCCUCCUGCUGGUGCUGCGCGCCGCCUCCCAAAUGUAAAACCAAGAAGAAGUGCAGGAAGCGUGGAGGCUCCUGCAAGACCUCGUGUCCCGCCGGCGAGGCUCUCGUCCCCAGAGGCUGUAGAGGCCACUGCCAGUGUUGUGUGCUGGGUGCUGGAGAGUGCAGUUCGACGCCUUCAUGUGAUGAGAGCCAGGGAGUGUGCAGGAUAGUGUGCCACGUGAAUGAGCGUGAGGCAGCUGGUGUCUGUGGUGGCUACGCUUGCAAGUGUUGCACAACGCAGCUGCUUGCUUGUCCUACCACAGCUGUCUGUCCCGGAAUCUGUAUAGACUCGAGAUACUGUGCCAUACCUCUGACGAACUACCAUUGCUCACUGGAUGGCUGCAUCUGCUGUGAUAAACUGGGUGUCAUAACCACACUGAGCCCAAAAGUGAUUAUAUCACCACCUCAAGAGGGACCUACCACGCCACAUCCAGUAGGACCUACCAUGCCACGUCCAGUAGGACCCACCACGCCACGUCCAGUAGGACCUACCACGCCACGUCCAGUAGGGCCUACCACGCCACGUCCAGUAGGACCUAUCACACCACAUCCAGUAGGACCCACCACGCCACGUCCAGUAGGACCCACCACGUCACGUCCAGUGGGACCCACCACGUCACGUCCAGUGGGACCCACCACGUCACGUCCAGUAGGACCUACCACGCCACGUCCAGUAGGACCCACCACGCCACGUCCAGUAGAAUCCACCACGCCACGUCCAGUAAGAACCACCACGCCACGUCCAGGAGGACCCACCACGCCACGUCCAGUAGGACCCACCACGCCACGUCCAGUAGGAACCACCACGCCACGUCCAGGAGGACCUACCACGCCACGUCCAGUAGGACCUACCACACCACGUCCAGUAGGACCUACCACGCCACGUGCAGUAGGAACCACCACGCCACAUCCAGGAGGAUCUACCACGCCACGUCCAGUAGGACCCACCACGGAAGAUCCAGAAAGACCUACCAAGCCAGAUUUAGGAGGAUCUAUCCUGCCAGACGCAGAAGGACCUAUUCUGCAGGACCCAGAAGGACCUAUCCUGCAGGACCCAGAAGGACCUAUUCUGCAGGACCCAGAAGGACCUAUUCUGCAGGACUCAGGACCUAUUCUGCAGGACCCAGAAGGACCUAUCCUGCAGGACCCAGAAAAACCUAUCCUGCAGGACCCAGAAGAAUCUAUCCUGCCAGACCCAGAAGGAUCUACCCUGCCAGACCCAGAAGGAUCUACCCUGCCAGACCCAGAAGGGCCUAUCCUGCAGGACCCAGAAGGAUCAAUCCUGCCAGACCCAGAAGGGCCUACCCUGCCAGACCCAGAAGGGCCUAUCCUGCAGGACCCAGAAGGAUCUAUCCUGCCAGACCCAGAAGGAUCUAUCCUGCCAGACCCAGAAGGAUCUAUCCUGCCAGACCCAGAAGGAUCUAUCACACCAAGUCCAGCAGAACCUGCUACUCUAAGUACGAAAAACUCCACAUCAUCAAAUCCAAGUGACUUGAUAUCCUCAAGCCUAGAGUCUAUAGCAACCUCUGCACCAUCCAGUACCGAAUCAGUUAGAGUUGAAGCUACCAACAUAAUAUCGUUCACCGCUGUAACCUUCCCAUUGCCAACAACUCAAAUAUCAACAAUGAAUCUCACCACACCCACUGCAAAAGCUUCCACCACGACAACAAUAACUGCUAUUACAACCAACACAACACCAACUCCCACCACAGCCCAUAUAACAUUCACUUUCACAACAACCUCGGUUCCAACCGAUGAUAUAAUUAACGCAGAACUGGUUUCCAUCGCACAGGAUGCUGCCCUAGGGAUACUGCCAUUUACUUCCACAACAUCUACAGUUCACAAUACAGCCCCAACUUCAACUAAUACAACAGCUACAAUACCACUGGUUACCCAAACAACAGCACCAACCACACUACUAGAUACUAAUACAACACCAACUACCACAUCAACUAGUACUAUAGUGCUAGCCACCAUAACACCCACACCACCACCAUUUACCAUCAUAAUAUUAACUACAAUGCCUGCUGCAAUUCCAAACUCCACCACCAGAGAACCAUCUACCAGUAUAACAACUCCUGCAACAACAACAACAACAACUACCAUGGCACCAGCUAUGGUCAAAACAUCUAUGGCCACAUCACAAACUAUAACCAAGACACCAAGUACCACCACAACAACAACCAUAACAACAACUACUGCCACAACACCAUCAACCAUCACAGCACCAUCAGCUACCACCAUGCCAACAACCACUGCAAUAUCUAUGAUAACAAAACCAAAUACCACUGUGACAACAACUACUACCAUGAUUAAAACUACCAGCACAACACCAACUACAACCACAACAUCAACCAGCACCACAAAAUAAACUUCUGCACUAUCACAUGCCACCACUAUACCAACUACCAUAUCUCUACGACACCAACCAUCAAUUUGACACUACCGUAUUAGUCGUCACCCCAACACUGUCACUGUGACAUUUUCUCCAACUAAGACAAAUUACCUCCAUGAUGCAACUACUACCAUGAUACCAAAUACCUUGCCAAAGUCAACUACCACAAUGACAUCAACUACCAACAUGGGCUCAACUACCACACAGUCCAUAAUAAUCAAUAGGUGCAGAUCUAGGAUAACCUUUCGUGAAAUAGAAUAUUCUCUGUAACUGGCUGACAUCGUAAUUAAAAGUUGUGAAGGAUAGAUGAAAUUGUUUAUGUAAUAAUCUAGGUUGAGGUCUGAUAAAAGACCUUCUGUACCCUCUGUAAUGCUUUUUGCACCACCGCUCUCACAGGAUGAGUAUGGGGUGCACAAUAAACUAGCCGCCUCUGGCAGCC
This is a messenger RNA of Procambarus clarkii (red swamp crayfish), 4855 nucleotides long. RefSeq lists its product as uncharacterized. Gene Ontology annotation, molecular function: microtubule binding. Gene Ontology annotation, cellular component: ciliary basal body; intraciliary transport particle B; axoneme. NCBI's taxonomy places the organism in Eukaryota, Metazoa, Arthropoda, Malacostraca, Decapoda, Cambaridae. Gene Ontology annotation, biological process: intraciliary transport; cilium assembly; regulation of microtubule cytoskeleton organization. The record is from RefSeq and is a predicted model, not a curated record.